This is a messenger RNA of Closterium sp. NIES-65, 1290 nucleotides long. NCBI's taxonomy places the organism in Eukaryota, Viridiplantae, Streptophyta, Zygnematophyceae, Desmidiales, Closteriaceae. The record is from the annotation of a GenBank genome assembly.
AUGCAUUGCAUGUCCCAUCAUCCAUUCACCCCUCAACCAACCAACCCCCAGCAGGGCAGGGAGUGCAGCAGGGAAGAAUACCCUGGUGCGAGUGCGCAUGGCCACAGAUGCGCCGUGCUUUGCUUCGUGUGGACACUGCACGGGACAUCACAUCAUACAUGUGCUUCCCCAACCCCAGCAGGGCAGCACGGCAACCUCCCCCGGUGCGAGUGCGCAUGGCGAUGGAUGCGCUGCGCUUCGCUCGCCUUACAUUGCAUGUCUCAUCAUCCAUUCACCCCCAGCAGGGCAGCAGCGCAGAGUGCCCGUGUGCGAGUGCGCAUGGCAAUGGAUGCGCUGUGCUUUGCGGACGAGCGCUGGCUCGUGUGCGGCUCUGAUACCACGGGAUCUGCGCCGUCCACCAUCGUCCUCUGGGAUACCUCCCGCCCCCCCUCCUCCUCCGCUGCACCCUCUGCCUCGCCUGCUGCUACUGCCACUCCUGGUGCCUCUGCUCCCAGCGGCGGGGAUGGCGGCGUGGCUCUCUUUGAUUCACGCAUGCACAAGGCCAUCACUCGCUUCUCACUGGGAGGCAGUUUUGAGGUGAGAGGGAUCAGAGGGGCGAGGGGAAGGGAGGUGAGAGGGGGUGAUGGGGGGUAUAGGGAGGGAUGGCGGUGUGACGUCAGCAGCGUUAAGCCCGUGACGUCAGCAGCGUUCAGCCCCUGUGCCAACCCCACUUGUUCCCGCUUGUGCGCACUUGUGGUUUGGUUGGAGCAUGCGGAGAGCGGGGUGAGAGGAGGGAGGGGAGGGGGGGUGAGUGCAUCGUGUGGUGUGCGUUGUGUCUUUGUGGAUUGUGGGGACGAAGGGGUCAAUGAUGCCAGGUGGCUCUCUGCUUCGCCUGGCCUCGUGACUGCCAGUGGCAAUGGCAGCGUGGCUGUAUGGGACUUAAAGAGUGUGGCUGUGUGGGACGUCUCUUUGGCCGAUCCCCUCACUGCCUUCUCCUUCGCACACACUCGAUCUAUCAACACUGUAAAGCAGUCCACAUGCCUGGCUGACAAGGCUGUUGCUUUGGCGUCCCCCUCCCUGCAUGGCAGGUUGCGCGGCCACCCGGUGACGCCUGCAUUGCCUUUUGAGGCGUCUCAAAAGCCUUUUCUCUGCUCCUCCUCCCCCUCCCUCCAUGACCAGGUGGCAGUGGCACCCGAUGAUGCCUGCAUUGCCACUGGAGGGGAUGAUCAGAAAGUGGUCCUCCAUCUCUCUCCUUUGACCGCCUCUUCAACUUCGACUCACUGGAAGCUCACACAUCCCCUUGCCUUGUAG